CACAUGGCAGGCAGCGAGCAUGGCGCCUCAUCCCCUUCCCGCCUUGCACCUCCACACAUCCACGCUUCCCUCCUGCUCUGCUCUGCCCGCACUCCUCUCCUCCAAUGGCGCUGCCCACCACACCCUCCUUCCUCCGCCCCCCGCCGCUGACCCAGCACCCUCACCCUCGCCUUCGUCUGCCCCCUCCCUCCGCCUCCUUCCGCCUCGCCGAACUCCUCGGCGGCCGCGGCCUCUGCAACGGCGAGGUCGGCAUCGGCAAAGAACUCUCCUCCUCCCCCACCUCCACCACAUCCUCGUCCGCGCCCUCCCCUUCUCCCGCCACGGAGUCUUCUCCAACGGAGGCGCCGCCGGGGGUGGAUCCGGACGCAUUCGAGAAGGAGAUGAUGGGCCUCACCGGCGGCUUCCCCGGCGGCGAGAUCGGCCUCAAUGACUUCGUCACCAAGAACCCGCCCCCUCCCCGCGAGACCGCCCAAUCCAAGCAGCAAGCCGGGCUCGCCGUCUCCUCGCCGCCGCGCCCGCCGGAGCUGCCCCUGUUCCUGCCCGGCAUGGUGGUGCUGGUCAAGAACCCCAACAACGCCUACCACAUGUACUGCGGGAUCGUGCAGCGCGUCACCGACGGCAAGGUCGGGGUGCUCUUCGAGGGCGGCAACUGGGACCGCCUCAUCACCUUCGACCUCGACGAGCUCGAGGGCAGGGAGAAGGGGCCGCCCAUGGUCAACCCCAAGUCCGUCGUGCUAGAGGCGCUCGCCGCCGAGCUGGAGGACGGAGAUGAUAAAGAGGAGUCGGCCAAGAAGAAGGAAGAAGGCACCGCCGCCGCAGCGUAACCAGGGUUCUUGAUCUUUCCCCUAUGUAUACGGUAAUAACAGCUAUUUGGAGCUGAAGGGAGGGACUGAUAUAAUUGCUAUACGUAUAGUUUGGAUGCUAGUGUAAAUUCAGAGUAUGGAAUAAAGGGUUUGGAGAUAAAUUUA
Molecule: messenger RNA, 968 nt
Organism: Phragmites australis (common reed)
Lineage: Eukaryota; Viridiplantae; Streptophyta; Magnoliopsida; Poales; Poaceae
Product: NAD(P)H-quinone oxidoreductase subunit S, chloroplastic-like
Exons: 1
Coding region: 105-824 (239 amino acids)
Biological process (GO): photosynthetic electron transport chain
Source: RefSeq, a predicted model, not a curated record